Molecule: messenger RNA, 4881 nt
Organism: Zerene cesonia (dogface butterfly)
Lineage: Eukaryota; Metazoa; Arthropoda; Insecta; Lepidoptera; Pieridae
Product: anoctamin-4
Exons: 26
Coding region: 1-3480 (1159 amino acids)
Biological process (GO): chloride transmembrane transport
Cellular component (GO): plasma membrane
Molecular function (GO): protein dimerization activity; chloride channel activity
Source: RefSeq, a predicted model, not a curated record
AUGGAAAAUGGCGAUUAUCAAGAGAUAUCCGUGAAAAAGGUAGUGAACCGUCUCAACCACCGAGCACCGUUCGAUAGAUUUGGCCAAGGCUUGGACAAGGUUGGCCAAGGCUUGGACAAAGUUGGCCAAAUUGUUGGCCGGUUGGAGCCAAAUUUAUUAGACCGAAUCACGUUUGAGAGCGAGCGAUUAAAAGGGAGCCAGAGUGAGUCGUCGUCUAGACGGAAUAGUGAUGAUGGAGGGAGGGCUAAGAAGGAGGGAUUUAGACAAGNCGGUACCAGCUCAGAGCCGCCAACAGCCUGUAUCACUAGCCACAACGCGUGGAAUGAUUUCGCAAGUUCCACAUCCACUACCAGAACGGAACUCAGCCUGUCUGAUACUGCUGUUGAUGAUCAGAUACCAAGGCGACGAAGUCACGACCUCACCCUCCCCGGGACCCCCCUCCACAGCCGAGUGCCCUGGAAGUCAGCUGAUAGUCUUGCGUCUGAUACCGCUUUCGGCACUUCUCUGGCUAAUAUCAUCGAAAGUCCGGUUAAUAAGAGCGUGCCUUUCUUAGAGCCAAGCGGAAAAAAGGUCUGUCUUCGUGACGACUUACACUCAAGGGACAGUUCAGAAGAGAGGCGGCGCCGGGGCUGGAGACUAGUUAGAAACGUGACGUCAGCCGCGAGUGCUUUCAUACCUAAAUUCAGGGACACUAUGCCUGGAACACCUUUGCCCAAUAACCAGGCCAUACAAGAGAAUAAGGAUCCUGAAACACAGGAUGAUAGGAAACCCUCAAUUCCUACUUAUCCAAAUGAGAAGGAAGAUGUUGGAGAAACUAGUCUCGAAGGUUUAGCUCCAGAUUCCCUGAUGUUUCGUGAUGGCAGGCGGCGAGUGGACAUGGUACUAGCGUAUGAGGAAGAAGACUACGGCGUUAUGACCGAAGCUGAGGCGAGGAAACGCGACCAUAGACGAACAUUUCAGGAAAACCUCAUAAAAGAGGGGCUGGAGCUUGAAUUGGAAAACAAAUGUCUCUCCUUCGAUGGAAAGACAUGGUUUCUGAAAAUCCACAUUCCAUGGAAGACUGAGAUGAGAUUAGCCGAAGUGAUCGGCAUGAAGUUGCCAACUAAGCGGUUCAUCACUAUAUCGGUUAGAGCUUGGAGCGACGAAAAACAAGCGGAGAAGGAUAAGAAAUUCUACACAAAAUGGCGCCGAAAAUGGAAGCAGUUAUAUGAAUAUGACCACAGCAGGAUCGAACCUGAACCGUCGUUUUUCACAGCCACUGAACGGCCGGGUGUUAGAAGAGAAGAACAAUUUCUAGUCAAGGACCGGCACACCCAAUUCUCACCAGCACAGCGGAGUUUGCUUGUCAUGCAAAUUUUAUUAAGAGCUCGAUAUGACAAUAACGAAACUAAGAUGGGAAUUCGUAGAUUGCUCAAUGACGGAACGUAUCUAGCGUGUUUUCCACUUCAUGAGGGUAGAUAUGGUACAGACAGUGCAGAUAAAACACAGACAGACCGACGGUUGCUAUAUUUAGAAUGGGCCCGACCCUGCAAAUGGUAUAAAAAACAACCUCUAUGGCUUGUGAGAAGGUACUUCGGUGAGAAAAUAGCUUUGUAUUUUUGCUGGCUUGGUUUUUAUACGAAAAUGCUUUAUGCGCCCGCCAUUGUGGGUAGCUUGUGUUUCUUGUAUGGUCUGGCCAGCAUGGAUUCCGGAGACAAUAUACCGAGUAGAGAAAUAUGCGAUGGAAAGGGCCCGGGUAACAUAACUCUGUGCCCACUGUGCGACAAAGCUUGUCAAUACCAACGUCUGUCUGACUCGUGUCUCUUCGCCAAACUUAGUUAUCUCUUCGAUAAUCCCGCUACUGUAUUCUUCGCUAUUUUCAUGUCUUUCUGGGCGACUACAUUUCUGGAGUUAUGGAAACGAAAGCAAUCUGUAUUGAGGUGGGAAUGGGAUCUGGGUGGUGUUGAUCAAGACGAAGACCUCCGUCCCGAGUUCGAGACCUCGGUGAAGACUUUCCGCACGAACCCAGUGACGAGGGAAAAGGAACCCUUCCUGCCGCCCUGGCAGAAGACCAUGAGAUACGUGGCCACCAGUUCGGCUGUUCUUUUUAUGAUAGUUGUCGUGAUGGGUGCUGUGUUAGGAACAAUAAUCUAUAGGAUAUCUAUGGUGUCCGUUAUUUAUGGCGGGAGUGGUUUCUUUCUAAAGAAACACGCCAAAAUUUUCACCGCCAUGACAGCUGCCUUAAUCAAUUUGAUUAUUAUCAUGAUACUGACUAGAAUUUACGCCAAAAUAGCAUUAUAUUUGACAAACAUAGAAAAUCCAAGAACGCACACGGAGUACGAAGAUUCAUACACUUUCAAGAUAUUCUUCUUUGAAUUCAUCAAUUUCUACUCAUCCCUUAUCUAUAUUGCCUUCUUUAAGGGCCGUUUCUACGAUUACCCAGGAGAUGAUCAGGCCAGGAAGUCCGAAUUCUUCAAGCUGAAGGGAGACAUUUGUGACCCGGCGGGUUGUCUGUCAGAACUCUGCAUCCAGCUGGCUAUUAUAAUGAUUGGAAAACAAUGCUUCAAUAAUUUCGUGGAGCUUGGCUAUCCCAAACUCCACAACUGGUGGCGCCAAAGAUCCCACAGGGCCGUAACUAGGGACCCUAGCAAGCCCCACAUGGCGUGGGAGCAGGACUACCAUUUACAGGACCCGGGCAGACUCGCGUUGUUCGACGAGUAUCUGGAAAUGAUCCUGCAGUACGGUUUCGUGACACUGUUUGUAGCGGCGUUUCCCCUGGCGCCGCUUUUUGCUCUACUAAACAACAUAGCGGAGAUAAGGUUGGACGCUUACAAGAUGGUCACUCAGGCGAGGAGGCCUCUGGCCGAAAGGGUGGAGGAUAUUGGAGCUUGGUACGGAAUUCUUAGAGGCAUCACAUACGCGGCUGUUGUAUCGAAUGCGUUCGUCAUAGCAUAUACCAGUGACUUCAUUCCAAGAAUGGUGUACAAAUAUGUAUAUUCCCCAGAUUACACACUGUCUGGUUACAUCGAUCAUUCUUUAUCGUUAUUCAACACAUCGGACUACAGAGAGGAUUGGGGGGCUGAUGAGAACGAGGUCGACCCCCCAACGUGCGCGUACAGGGGUUACCGCAACCCCCCGGACCACUCCGACCCCUACGGCCUGUCACCACAUUAUUGGCAUGUGUUCGCUGCUCGGCUGGCCUUUGUAGUUGUUUUUGAGCACGUAGUAUUCGGUCUGACUGGUCUGAUGCAGCUGUUUAUACCAGACGUCCCAACGGAACUCCGCACGCAAAUACAAAGAGAGGCGCUGUUAGCGAAGGAAGCGAAAUACGAACAUGGCAGACGGCGUCUGUCGACUGAAUACAGACAACUUAUAACGCAGAAGAGCGAGAAUGCAGAACGCCAAGGGCCAUGCUUGCGACGGCCUUCCCGCGCUUCUGACGGGCUCGACGCUCACGUAGCUGUCACACAACGGCCAUCUUCGCCACAGAUAACAGAUUAAGAAUGACAGCACAGAUUAUAGAAGCUUUGCAUUAUCUGUAUUGGUGUGUCAAAACUUUUUAGAUGGUCUUGUUUGCAUUUAAUUGUUUCUUGUGAAUAUUUUUAACAAUUGAGUAUAAAUUGUUGUCAGGAAUUAAUUAAUUGAUAGAAUAGGUAUAUGAUAUUAAAUUAUAUUCAUAUAUUUAUGAUAUUAUUUACUGAAUAGAAAAUUUAUAUUCAGGGUUGUUCUAGUCUUGAAAUUAUAGUGAAUAUCAAUAAAAAAUGUAUAUAGAGCUCUCUAUAAUGGAGCAAUAUAUUCAUAUUGGAAAAAUAUAAAAUCGAGAAAACUCAAUCAUGAGGUGGGAUUCGAACCGGCGUCUUUCGCCAUACCGGUGCCAUGCCCUAACUCUUGGCCACCCGUGAUGCAUCCUCAACAAUUUCUAUUCUUUAUUUUCAUGUGCUUAAGGAACACCCCACGCCCUCUAUUGAGAAAAUUAACAACUAUCACAACCAAUAUGAAACAUUAUUUAUGAAGAUAGGAUAAAAUCCUUCUUGAAUUAGCGAGUGGUAGUUGAAGUUGUUUUUUUAAUAUUUAUAAUUUUUCUAAAUGUUAUAAAAAGGUAACAAAAAUAUACUCAUAGUUACUUAUUCAUACUCAUUUAAUCAAAGACAUUUUUUUUUUCUUUUUUCAUUAUAUUUUACUCUGUGGUUCCUAGUACACAUAAUUAUUUUUACAUCGACUAUAUACGAGAAUAAAUAUUCAAUAAUACCACAGAUAACAUAAUACUAUACUAAUAAUAAUACGGUCGAUUAUUGUAAUAAAUACAAUAGUAGAAUUACAUUCAAGGGUUUGCCAGAUAUAACACGUAUUUCCCGCGUAGUACAACCACAGAUAAUAUAUUACUUAUUAAAGUUUCAUUAUAAUGGAUCGUGGAUUACGGAGACAUUGUUAAGUUUUGUUUACUUUAAAACUUCGUACAUUGAAAAUAUAUUGGGUCCAAACUAUAUUAAUGUGAAUGAUUAUUAGUAAAUGUAGAAUUAGGAAUCUUUAAGGGAAUUUCAUUAACUGUUAUUAUAUAGUAAUACUUUUAUAUACACUCAUGAUUUUACCUACAUAUAUUAAAAACACAUAGUUUGUUGUGUUUUUUAAUUAUAGCUGCUUCAAGUAUUUAUCCUAUUUUACAAUUCAGAAAUCGGUGAAUCUCAGUUAAACAAUGCUUUGUUUUAUUUUGACAAGACUAUUUAUGCAUAUUGAUAUUGAAAGAAUUGUGUUAAUCAAUUUAAUUAAGUCUAUAUUGUGUGUUCGUAUUUAAUAUUAUAGGUAUCGUAAUAAUAGGAUCUUAUGAAUUAAUCUAACGUGAUGUCGAAUUUUAAUGUGAUAUUAAUUAAGGAGCACUUUUUAAAUGUUUUUUCAUUUACUACU